Molecule: messenger RNA, 2803 nt
Organism: Pteropus alecto (black flying fox)
Lineage: Eukaryota; Metazoa; Chordata; Mammalia; Chiroptera; Pteropodidae
Gene: SPPL3
Product: signal peptide peptidase like 3
Exons: 10
Coding region: 91-1134 (347 amino acids)
Biological process (GO): membrane protein proteolysis
Cellular component (GO): cytoplasmic side of endoplasmic reticulum membrane; Golgi-associated vesicle membrane; lumenal side of endoplasmic reticulum membrane
Molecular function (GO): aspartic endopeptidase activity, intramembrane cleaving
Source: RefSeq, a predicted model, not a curated record
AGGGCCUAUUCCCUGGUGGAUUCCAGUCAAGUGUCUACAUUUCUGAUUUCCAUUCUACUUAUAGUCUAUGGUAGUUUCAGGUCCCUUAAUAUGGACUUUGAAAAUCAAGAUAAGGAGAAAGACAAUAACAAUUCUUCUGGGUCUUUCAAUGGCAACAGCACCAAUAAUAGUAUCCAAACUAUUGACUCUACCCAGGCCCUGUUCCUUCCAAUUGGAGCGUCUGUCUCUCUCCUAGUAAUGUUCUUCUUCUUUGACUCAGUUCAAGUAGUUUUUACAAUAUGUACAGCAGUUCUUGCAACGAUAGCUUUUGCUUUUCUUCUUCUCCCGAUGUGCCAGUAUUUAACAAGACCCUGUUCACCUCAGAACAAGAUUUCUUUUGGUUGCUGUGGGCGUUUCACUGCUGCCGAGCUACUAUCAUUCUCCUUGUCUGUCAUGCUCGUCCUCAUCUGGGUUCUCACUGGCCACUGGCUUCUCAUGGAUGCGCUGGCCAUGGGUCUCUGUGUUGCCAUGAUCGCCUUUGUCCGCCUGCCCAGCCUCAAGGUCUCCUGCCUGCUUCUCUCAGGGCUUCUAAUCUAUGAUGUCUUCUGGGUGUUUUUCUCCGCCUACAUCUUCAAUAGCAACGUCAUGGUGAAGGUGGCCACGCAGCCGGCUGACAAUCCCCUUGAUGUUCUUUCCCGGAAGCUCCACCUGGGGCCCAAUGUUGGGCGUGAUGUUCCUCGCCUGUCUCUGCCUGGAAAACUCGUGUUCCCAAGCUCCACUGGCAGUCACUUCUCUAUGUUGGGCAUUGGAGACAUUGUGAUGCCCGGGCUCCUGUUGUGCUUUGUUCUUCGUUAUGACAACUACAAAAAACAAGCCAAUGGUGACUCCUGUGGUGCCUCUGGACCCGCCAACAUCUCUGGACGCAUGCAGAAGGUCUCCUACUUUCACUGCACCCUCAUUGGAUAUUUUGUAGGUCUCCUCACUGCUACUGUGGCAUCUCGCAUUCACCGAGCAGCCCAGCCUGCCCUUCUCUAUUUGGUGCCAUUUACUUUAUUGCCACUCCUCACAAUGGCCUAUUUAAAGGGUGACUUACGGCGGAUGUGGUCUGAGCCGUUCCACUCCAAGUCCAGCAGCUCCCGGUUCCUGGAAGUAUGAUGGAUCACGGAGUGACCAGAAUGGCCAUCUUAGUCCUUUUCUGUCAACGCGUGGUUUUGUUUCCUCUUAGAGUUGGCCUGGUACUCAGAGAUGUACCUGUUUAAGGAACUGAUGUGGGACUGGAUUUUGCGUUUGCAGGGAGCGAGGUGCUGGAGCCCUGCUUGGUUCCUUCUCUUCCUGACAUAGAGGUGGAGCCCUUCCUGACGUGACAGGCCCUCCCAGCACUCCUUCCUCCCCCGUUUUUAUGGAUCUGCACCGGACUCUUACUGUGGGGGAUGGAGAUGUGACUGUUUAAAACUGACAACAGCAAGGAGUCGUUCUGUACCUUUCAACACUAAAAGGAUGAAAACAUGAGCAAACCGAAGGUUCUUCAGCGAACCCACCAGAACUUUGGGACCAGUUUCCUAUGGAGGACUCAGUUUCAGAGAACUGAGACAGAAGCUCUUCUGUCGUUAUAUUCUUCUUUCCUUUUUUUGGAUUUAUUAAAUAUUUUCUGUGGUGUGAAGUGACUUAUUAAAUCCACAGACAUUGAGUGACUUCUUACAGCAUACACAUAAGAACCGUAAGAGUUCAUGUCCACCCAGAUGUUGUGUUGGCAGUGAACGAGGGCACGGUUUUUAUACAUACGCGCGCGCACAUAUAUAUAUGAAUAAACAAAAAUUAAAAUCUGCUAAGAUCAUGCUGUGUAGCAGACAGGGGCUUGCUGUAAUUGUUAGCAUGUAGAGCCGUUUACUCUGGCUUUCUUGUAUAUGGAUAAGCUGCUGUCUUUCCCUCCACAACCGAACGUGCAGUUAAAAACCAGUAUAGUAUUUGUACUGAUAUACUCAUGGACUUUAGGGGACUCUCAUUUGGUUUUGAUCAGUGUAGCAAAUUAGGGAUGAAAAGGUAAAACUUUUUGGCCCUUUUUUUGUUUUUACAGGCUUCUCCCUUGCAGGAUUUUAGUACUUUCUUCUGAACCGAUGCAUGUAUUAUAGCAGCAGAUGUCUUUGUGCUUUCUGAUCAUAGUAAUGUACUACUUGUAAAUACAUAUUUCUAUUUUCUAUUUUUUUGUAUUUUUUUUUUUUUUGGCAUUUUGUUUCAUUGAUGUGCUGUAUUUUCCAUGCCCUCACUCCUUUAAGAAAAAAAAGGAAAAAACAAUUGUCCUUGCUGUUGUGAUUAUAGUCUUGGUUUACCUGUGGUGACAACUGGGUAUUGGGAACAAAUGUCAGGUGCCCCUGUGAGAUACGCCCUACAUUCCAGGAAUUGCGGAAAGAGCGAGCUGCUCUGGGCCCUUAGGGCCUGACGUGGGCCAUGGGCCGUGCUGGAGAGCCAGCCUCUGGCAGUAACGAGUGUGAGUGAUCUCCACUGGCCCUGUCCAAACGGCCUCCACCCGCUAAGAACUUGCCCACUGCUGGGAGGCACAGAAGCCUAGAACUGGCCUGCACACCCGACAGCAGAGGUUGGCGGAGGGCCCGUGCCCUGGCUUCUUUCUCCCAUGAGCAGGUGACCCGCCUGUCUUGACCUGUGUGGUCACGUGUGCUGUGGUUGCCACACUCGAAGGCACAGUGUAUAGAGCUCUCAUGGUGAAGCGGUCAGGAUGGUGCGUUCCUCUGUUGUGUCUUCAAAUCCUGCUGGGGGCUAUUUUGUUUUUUGUUUUGUUGUUUUUUUUAAUAAAUGACUCCUUUCUAGC